Messenger RNA from Culicoides brevitarsis, 813 nucleotides. Its product is annotated as leucine-rich repeat-containing protein 15-like. Bases 1 to 813 code for a protein of 270 amino acids. Gene Ontology annotation, molecular function: protein binding. The record is from RefSeq and is a predicted model, not a curated record. Lineage: Eukaryota; Metazoa; Arthropoda; Insecta; Diptera; Ceratopogonidae. The transcript has a single exon.
AUGAAGCUUAAGCUCAUUAUUCUCGCUUUUAUUAUUUCAACUUGUUCGGGAGACUCAAUUAAUCCUCAAAGAUGUAGAUUAGGAGCUUGUACUUUUUCUGGAAUAAACUUGACCUUGUCCGAUUACGAGUGGCAACCAACGGCGGAUAAUCAGGAAUCAGUUUAUAACAUUGAUUUUGAAUCAAGUGUAAUUCCAAUUUUGUAUGAUAAUAUUUGCAACACUUUUUCGAAGUUAGAAUACUUACUUAUGGAUUCCAUCAAAAUUGAAGAAGUAGCGGAAAAUGCUUUUCAUCGGUGCACAAAUUUAAAGACUUUGAAUCUCUUUGAUAAUCGUAUCAAAAAAUUACAUCCAAAUACCUUCAAGGGAUUGACAAAUUUGGAGAAAAUUUGGCUUAACUCUAAUAAAUUGACAGAACUCGAUGACAAUUUGUUUGAAGAUUUGCACAACUUAAGGGUUCUGAGUUUAUCCGGAAAUGACAUAACCCAUUUUGCACCAGAAAUUUUACGAAAUAAUCGAAAUUUGGAAACAAUCUGGUUGCAUUCAAAUGACUUGCUGAAUUUAGAUGUUGAAAAAAUUGUGGAAUUUUGUCCAAAUCUCACAGAUUUAUACUGGAAUGACAAUCAAGUGUCCUGUUCUCGAGCUGGAGAAGCAAAUAUUUUUUUGAAUUCCAAAAAUAUUGAGUUUAAAGAUUAUAUUUUAUUUAAAAGUCGUAAUUAUACAACAGACACAAUUGAUGGUUUUAAGUGCGUUCCAGACAGUACAUGGAAUACGUUAUUCUCGAAAAAAGGUGAAGAAAUUGGUCUCGAAAAAUAA